Molecule: messenger RNA, 3637 nt
Organism: Sciurus carolinensis (gray squirrel)
Lineage: Eukaryota; Metazoa; Chordata; Mammalia; Rodentia; Sciuridae
Gene: Creb5
Product: cAMP responsive element binding protein 5
Exons: 11
Coding region: 45-1745 (566 amino acids)
Biological process (GO): regulation of transcription by RNA polymerase II
Molecular function (GO): DNA-binding transcription factor activity, RNA polymerase II-specific; cAMP response element binding
Source: RefSeq, a predicted model, not a curated record
CAACACUGGGAAAACCUAAAAAUGGUCUAAAAGACCAUCUUGGAAUGAAGCAGUCACUUUCUUUACUCUCUGUGUUUUAUUGUUUUUCAGGAAGGGAGCUGAAAAUUAUUUCAAGUUCAUAUAAAUCAUCUUUCUUUUUGUCGAAUAGAGCAACAAGUACUCUGUUCACUCUAGCAGAUGAACUUUUGCCCAGGACCUGUCGGCAUAUAUUCUCUUUCCAGAUUUAUGAGGAAUCCAAGAUGAAUUUGGAGCAGGAGAGGCCGUUUGUCUGCAGUGCCCCAGGCUGCUCCCAGCGCUUCCCAACAGAAGACCAUCUGAUGAUUCAUAGGCACAAGCAUGAGAUGACUUUGAAGUUCCCCUCAAUAAAAACAGACAAUAUGUUAUCAGAUCAGACUCCGACCCCAACAAGAUUCCUGAAGAACUGCGAGGAGGUGGGCCUCUUCAGCGAGCUGGACUGCUCCUUUGAGCAUGAGUUCAGGAAGGCUCAGGAGGAGGAGAGCAGCAAGCGGAAUAUCCCGAUGCAUAAUACAGUUGGUGGGGCCAUGACGGGGCCUGGAGCUCACCAGCUUGGCAGCACCCGGAUGCCCAACCACGACACCAGCGUUGUGAUUCAGCAAGCCAUGCCAUCGCCCCAGUCCAGCUCUGUCAUCACACAGGCGCCUUCUACCAACCGCCAGAUCGGGCCUGUCCCAGGCUCUCUAUCUUCUCUGCUACAUCUCCACAACAGACAGAGACAGCCCAUGCCAGCCUCCAUGCCUGGGACCCUGCCCAACCCUACAAUGCCGGGAUCUUCUGCCGUCUUGAUGCCAAUGGAGAGACAAAUGUCAGUGAACUCCAGCAUCAUGGGAAUGCAAGGUCCAAAUCUCAGUAACCCCUGUGCUUCUCCCCAAGUCCAGCCAAUGCAUUCAGAAGCCAAAAUGAGGUUGAAGGCCGCAUUGACCCACCACCCUGCCGCCAUGUCAAACGGGAAUAUGAACACCAUGGGACACAUGAUGGAAAUGAUGGGCUCCCGGCAGGACCAGACGCCGCACCACCACAUGCACUCACACCCGCAUCAGCACCAGACGCUGCCAGCCCACCACCCCUACCCGCACCAGCACCAACACCCAGCCCACCACGCUCACCCUCAGCCCCACCACCAGCAGAACCACCCACACCACCACUCCCACUCCCACCUUCACGCACACCCAGCACAUCACCAGACCUCGCCGCACCCGCCCCUGCACACCGGCAGCCAAACACAGGUUUCACCAGCCACGCAACAGAUGCAGCCAACCCAGACAAUACAGCCGCCCCAACCCACAGGGGGACGCCGGCGAAGGGUGGUGGAUGAAGAUCCUGAUGAAAGGCGGCGGAAAUUUCUGGAACGGAACCGGGCCGCUGCCACCCGCUGCAGACAGAAGAGGAAGGUCUGGGUGAUGUCACUGGAAAAGAAAGCAGAAGAACUCACCCAGACAAACAUGCAGCUUCAGAAUGAAGUGUCCAUGCUGAAAAAUGAGGUGGCCCAGCUGAAACAGUUAUUGUUAACGCAUAAAGACUGCCCAAUAACAGCUAUGCAGAAAGAAUCACAAGGAUAUUUAAGUCCUGAAAGUAGUCCUCCUGCAAGUCCUGUCCCAGCUUGCUCACAGCAGCAGGUCAUCCAGCAUAACACCAUCACUACUUCCUCGUCCGUCAGUGAGGUGGUGGGAAGCUCCACCCUCAGUCAGCUCACUACUCACCGAACAGACCUGAAUCCAAUCCUUUAAAAUGCACGGGUCAGACCUUGCCUCCAAGAAGAGCUGUAGCAUACCAUGCAUCCUUUCUCCUAAGGGCAUUUUUAGAAUUAACUCAGAGCUGGAAGACUCCUCAGCCCUUCAAAGACUGGCUUUCAUUUUUAUAGUUAUUAUGGAAAUGUUGUCUUUUAUACUUAGUUAUAUAAGAAAAAAAGGGAGUUAUGCAAUUAAUAUCUGUCAGCUUGGGAAACGCUUUGGUGCUUUUCUCCAAUUUUCUGGUACCAGUUACUUGUUUAUAAACGGAACCUCUUCUGUAUAUAGCCAUGGUUUCCUUCUUUUCAGUCCAGCCCUUUGUCUGAAACAAUGAAUCUUGUUAAAACACAGCUUUUAGCCAAAAUGAGGCAUACCUAGAUGUCAAGUGAGAUCGAUCCAAGGUAACCGGGUAGGAAAUCUGAUGACGUCAUAACUCAUGUUGAACUUGCGCUUUGAUGUCACCAGGAUCCCAGAUUAAACACACAGCCUUUCCGACAACUGUUUCUCUCUUACCAGAAAAAAUUAUAAGAUCCAUCCAUGUCCUAAUAAAACCACCAAGCACCCCCCUCCUCUCCUCCCCUUCUGGUCCACUUGCUCAAAUGCCCAAUUUCCCUCCCUCUCCAUUUCCACUUUAUCUUGGGCUCCCUGUCUACUCUUCAUUUUAAUUUUCUUCUAUUUUAUUUUUUCCCCUUUAGCAUUGCAUGUGAAGAAGAAAAUAAUAUUUAAAGAAAAGAAAAAGCAAACCUCAAAAAUGUGGACCUAGCCAUUGCUUCUCUUACCUGUAACCCACAGCUGAAGUUCAUUCAAUUCUCACUUUUCACAAUAUAGUAACCAGGAGAUGUUUAAUGUGCCUGAUUUAAGGUUUUUAAUAAUCAGAGCAAAUAAAAGGUGGUUUGGUUAUAGGUGAAGCACUGUUGAAUGCCAGCUGUGGAGACAGUAGGAAAGGGAACUUUGUAAGCCCCGAUUGUGAAAGUCCAAAUUAUGAUGCGGGGCUAUAACAUCACACCCUUGAAUUACAACUGGUUUUAUACAGCCUGUCUAUAAUGUUGAAAAUCCAUGUACUAUAUAAUAAUUCAGAAGGGCUCUAUUCACUACACAGAUUACAUUGUUCAAUCAUCAGCUCCUAAUAGCCUAAGAUUUAUUAUUAUUUUUUUUUUCUUAAGCCUACAGAGCCAGCUCUGCUGUUCUGGUGGGUGAAAGCAGACUAACUCCUGGAGAAACGAAGAGAAAGCAAGUCCAGUGUUUCCCUGGGUUGCUUUCAGCUCCCAGAACAGUCACAGCGCUCCAUGGCUGCUGAGGGAAUCCCAUGGAUAUGUGUGGCACAGGCUGCUCACUCCGCUCUUCUGAAUAAUUCUGAUUUAUAUGUUCAACCACUUAUGUGAACUUGCCCAUUAUAAAAAAACAGAUAGGACCCAAACCACAGUCGUGCCUCCUUGGAACAAGCCAUUCUACUGUGCUAAUGUUUUAAUAUUGCAUUUCACAAAUAAUAGGGGCUAGUGUUUCUCUCUAGCAGUCUAGGCAGGUGCUGGUGUUUCAUCUCCAUUUGAAUGCUUGACCUCUGUGUGUGUGUGUGUGUGUGUGUGUGUGUGUGUGUGUGUGUAUGGGUUGUAAAACAACAGUAUUUUACAAAAAAGUGUCACUUUUAUAAGAGUUCAGAAAAGGGAAGGAUGUGGCUUUUUCUCUCAUCAUAGUGUAAGAAUCUAUUUUGGAGAAAAAAAAAGGGAGAAAAUAUGAGGGCCAUGAAGCAUGAUUUUUAUAACUAGUUUCAGUUUUAUCUAAUAACUUACUUUUUAAAUCAAUAUUUAUCAGCAAUCUUUCCAUGUAUGCAGUGCUUUUGAAAGAUGGUUUUGAGUGUUCAGUACAACUUAGGACUUGGCUAUAUGGUCUAAGAA